Molecule: messenger RNA, 399 nt
Organism: Hyaloscypha bicolor E
Lineage: Eukaryota; Fungi; Ascomycota; Leotiomycetes; Helotiales; Hyaloscyphaceae
Product: HET-domain-containing protein
Exons: 1
Source: RefSeq, a predicted model, not a curated record
AUGUCUUCCACUUCGGUCACUUACAAGCCACUUCAAUUCCCCGACGAAAUACGACUUCUCGUCCUGCAGCCUGCCCGGCCCGGAUACGAUCAACCCAUCAAAUGGCGGAUUAAGCAUGAGAGACUGUGUCAUAAACCCCAAUAUGAAGCUCUUUCGUACGUCUGGGACCUGGGAUCAGCUGGCGGGAUGAAAAGCUUUUCCAGAAAAACCACUCCCACGAACCUUUCGUUGGCUUUGCAGCACCUUCGUAAACAAGCUGAGCCUGAUGGCCGUGUGCUUUGGAUAGACGCUUUGUGCAUCAAUCAGAAAGAUGUCAAGGAGCGUAACCACCAGGUCACUCAAAUGGGGUUGAUUUACAGUCAGGCCGAAAGCGUUAUCGUCUGGUUAGGCGUUGGAAAU